AAUGAUCUGUAAUUCAUGUUUGUUGUUUUCCACUUCUAUCCUUGCAGGGAUUCUGAGCCUGUCAGAUUACUUGCCUUACAGUUCAUUGGAAGACUUUUAGUUGGUCUUCCAUCAGAGAAAAAAGGAUCCAAGUUUUUUAAUAUUUCUGUUGGAAAGUUCAAAUCUCUUCCUGAAGGACAUAAGAAAAUCAGAUUGCAUAUGCAACCAAUUUUCUCUGUAAUUUCAGACCGGCUGUUCAAAUUUCCUCAGACAGAUCUUCUGUGUGCAACAUUACUUGACGUUCUUCUUGGAGGUGCUAGUCCAAAACAGGUUUUACAGAAGCAUAACCAGUCUGAUAGUCAGAGAAGCAGCAAAUAUAACUCUCAGUUCUUUCUUCCUCAAAUUUUGUGUCUCAUUUUCAGAUUCUUGUCAGGUUGUAUGGAUGCAACUGCUAGAAUAAAGAUCAUUGGAGAUAUAAUUGAUCUCCUAGAAUCAAAUCCUUUAAAUAUUGAAGCUCUAAUGGAAAAUGGAUGGAAUACUUGGUUGGAAGCAUCUGUGAAACUUGAUGUGUUGAAAAAUUACAAUGAAAAGUCAAGAAUUCAGAAAGAGACUGAAAUUGAUGAGCAAAAUUUCAUAAGGAACUUGUACAGUCUUGUUCUUUGCCAUUAUGUGCAUUCAGUGAAAGGUGGCUGGCAACAAUUAGAGGAGACAGUAAAUUUCCUACUCACUCAAUGUGACCAAGGUGGCAUCUCGUAUCAGUCCUUUCUUCGUGAUAUAUAUGAGGACUUGAUUCAGAGACUAAUAGAAUUGUCUACUGAAGAAAACAUAUUUGUGUCACAGCCAUGUCGAGACAACAUGUUAUAUCUUCUGAAACUAGUUGAUGAAAUGCUCAUUUCUGAGAUUGAUCAUAAGCUUCCGGUAUAUUACUUAAAACUUCUGCCUGCUUCUUUGUUUAGCUUUAUGGUCCUUUUCUGGCUUCAAAUUCGAUAAGAACUUACCUUAUUUAUAUUUAUCACUGGAAUCAGUUAUAUGCCUUUUACCUAAUUUCUGAAUUCCUGUCAUUACCUUUUCAUACUUUCCUCACCCCAAAAUUUAAGUAUUCUGUAAGUUACUGAAUAUAGUGUUCAGCUCAAAUUGUAUUUUGAACUCCAAGGGAACACCAGGAAAUUUCCAUCCCAGACUCCUCCUUGAUGUUAUUAUCCCUUCGGAUUAGCGGUCAAGAUUACUUUGAGUUCAGGAUUGAUGGUCUUAUUUGGUUUUUUGGAAUAAAAUGAUAUUGACUAUCAAUCUCCCUACAUCUGUUAUAAAGAAAAUGAAGGAAAAAUUAAGUGACAAGAAGAAAGAUGAAUUCAAUAUCAUGAAAUACUGCUCUAGAUGAGACUGGUUAUUUUUCAGCAAGUCCAAAAAUUUUGCUCGUAUAAAAUAUUUAUAAAGGGACUUCUGGUUCCAUAUAUUAUCUCUAGCUGAUUAUUUAUCUCACUUGUGUUGGCUUGAAGUUACUGAGGUGCAACGUAUGUUGUCAGUUAGAUGGUCAAAGCUAGUUGGAAAUAAUUGGCUUAUAAUUGAUAGCAGUAUAAUCUUUUCUUCCUUUCCAAUAAAGAGCUUAUUUACUUAUUUAAUUUUGAUUAGAUUGACAAUUCAUUCUAAUUUUGACUGGCAUAUUUGUAUGUUUGAAACAGGUUUGCUAUGCUAUUAACUUUGAUUUUGGUUGACAUAGUAAAAUGCUCUGAUAUAUGUUGGUU
Olea europaea var. sylvestris is the source of this 1721-nucleotide messenger RNA. RefSeq names its product BEACH domain-containing protein B-like. The transcript has 4 exons. The record is from RefSeq and is a predicted model, not a curated record. Bases 16 to 969 code for a protein of 317 amino acids. NCBI's taxonomy places the organism in Eukaryota, Viridiplantae, Streptophyta, Magnoliopsida, Lamiales, Oleaceae.